Molecule: messenger RNA, 444 nt
Organism: Hibiscus syriacus
Lineage: Eukaryota; Viridiplantae; Streptophyta; Magnoliopsida; Malvales; Malvaceae
Product: cytochrome c oxidase subunit 5C-like
Exons: 2
Coding region: 81-290 (69 amino acids)
Source: RefSeq, a predicted model, not a curated record
GGCAAAUUAGAUACUUUUGUGUACCCAUCGGAUUCCAUCCUCGGUUCAUCGACACAGCGUCAUUCAGCUACAGAAGUGAAAUGGCUGGGGGGAGGGUUGCUCAUGCUACCUUGAAAGGACCAAUUGUUGUUAAGGAGAUAGUUAUCGGGAUAACGCUUGGCCUUUGUGCUGGUGGGCUCUGGAAGAUGCAUCACUGGAAUGAGCAGAGGAAAGUGAGAGCAUUCUACGACAUGCUCGAGAAAGGUGAAAUCAGUGUUGUUGCAGAAGAUAAAUGUUUUAAUGUCUUGUGAAAUUGUGGACAGAUUCAGCUGCAUUUUGUUUUGUUAUAAUUUGGCUCUUAUAUUGAUGAUGAGCAACCUCGAUUUGAAUAAUUCCAUCUCAUUGAGAUCUUGAUUUCAAUAUUUGCUUUGCAAAUUGUGUCCUCGUGGCUUCUUCUAUAAAAAA